CUUUUCACUUUAUCAGUCACAUUGAAAGGUAGUAAGUAAGAAGUUGCUUCAUUGGUAGGGAGAAAAGCAUGAUGACUGAUAUAUAUAACAAGUGAGAGUCAAUUGUCCAUACACCCAGACCAUCCUGCAUAUUCCAAUUCUUUGAGAGGCUCUUUUCCUUAGUUUAUGGUCUGGCUUUAAUUCUCCUAUGGCCAAUCAACUUGUCCCUUCUUCUUCCUCCAACAGUACUCCUUCAUGGACAUACGAUGUCUUUUUGAGCUUUAGAGGAGAUACACGCACCAAUUUUACAGAUCAUUUACACCAUGCCUUUGACCGUCACGGAAUCAAUACUUUCAUUGAUCAUCGUGAACUUCCAACAGGAGAAGAAAUAUCACCAACUCUUCUCAAAGCAAUUGAAAACUCGAGAAUUUCUGUCAUCGUAUUCUCUGAACACUAUGCAUCUUCAAGAUGGUGCUUGAACGAGCUCGUACAUAUCCUUGAAUGUAGAAAGUCAAAGGGACAACUGAUAAGGCCAAUUUUCUACAAGGUGGAUCCAUCGGAUGUCCGAAACCAAAAAAAAUAGUUAUGAUGCUGCAUUUGCUGACCAUAGCCUCAAAUAUAAGAAUGACCUGGAGAAGGUGCAAAGAUGGAGGACAGCUCUUACAGAAGCAGCAAAUUUGAAAGGAGCUACUCUCAAUGAGGGAGAAUGUUAGUGAAACAUUGACAAAGUGUGAAGGCGUAAUCCAACUACAGAAGACUCUUCUAUCUAAAAUUCUAGGUGGUGCAGAGUUGAACUUUGUCAAUGCUCAUGAAGGAACCAGUCUUAUUAAGAAUCGGUUGAGGCAAAAGAAGAUUCUCUUAAUUCUUGAUGACGUGGAUAAUUUGGAGCGGUUAAAAGACUGGGUCGAUGUCGAUUGUUUCGGUGAGGGUAGCAGAGUGGUCAUAACCACAAAAGAUAAAAGUUUGCUAGAUUUUUAUGAAGGUCAGUGGAUAUAUAAAGUCCAAAAGUUGGGAUACGACAAAGCACUUGAGCUUUUUAGUUGGAAUGCCUUCAAAAGAAAUAGACCUCCAGAUGAUUAUUUGAGCCUCGCACGACGUGCAAUAGUCUAUGCUCAAGGCCUUCCGUUGGCUCUUAAUAUUAUAGGUUCUCAUCUGCGCAAUAAAAGUAUAGAUUGUUGGCAAGCUGUAUUGAACAGUUACGAUUCUUACAAUGGAAAACCUUAUACAGAUAUUCAAAUAAUACUUCGAAAAACUUAUGAUGCCUGGGAUUGUAACUUGCAACAAGUUUUUCUAGACAUUGCAUGUUUCUUUAAGGGUGAAAAUAAAGACUACGUGUUACAAAUGUUAAGAAGUUCGACGCUCAAUGUACCUGAAGAUAUUAUUGAUGUACUUGUUGAGAAAGCCAUCAUAGCUAUCGAGUAUAAUUAGAUUGUGAUGCAUGACUUGCUAGAAAAAAUGGGUAAGCAUAUAGUUUACGAAGAAUCACCCAAUGAACCAGGCAAGCGGAGCAGGUUGUGGCAUCAUAAAGAUGUGUGCGAUGUUCUAAUUAAUUGCAAAGGAACAAAGAAAAUUAGAGGCAUUGUUGUGAAUCUGCCCGAACCAGAUGAGAUACCCUUGAAUCCAAAAAGCUUCUUGGAGAUGGUAAAUCUUGAAUUUUUUAUAAACUAUAAUGCACACUUUUCAGGAUGCGUUGAUUAUCUACCCAACAGUUUGAGGUUGAUUGAAUUCGGUGGACGAUCCAAUAUUGAUCAAGGGGAUAAGUAUGUGCCAUUCAAUUUUCAUCCAAGAGAUCAUAAGUAUGUGCCAUUCAAUUUUCAUCCAAGAGAUCACAAUCAUAAGUAUGUGCCAUUCAAUUUUCGUCCAAGAGAUCUUAAGUAUGUGCUCGAUUUGCCAUCCGAUUUUCAACCAAGACAUCUUGUUAGCUUUGAUGUGUCAUACAGUGGUAUAAGACAAUUGAAGGGAUUUAAGAAUUUGGCAAAGCUUACAUGGAUGAAAUUAAGUAAUUGCGAAUUCUUGGAAAAAAUCCCUGACUUAUCCGGAAGCCCAAACAUAAAGUUCUUGGAUCUAGGUUGGUGUAAAAAUUUGGUCGAGGUUGAUGAUUCUGUUGGAUUCCUCGAUAAACUUGAAGUGUUGUCUCUUAUUGGGUGCUCUAAGCUUACGAGGUUUCCAACAAGACUUGGAUUGAGAUCCCUUAAAAAGCUUAAUUUUUGGUGUUGCACAAGGCUGGAGAGAUUUCCGGAAAUAGAGAAGGACAAUGAAAUCUGUGACGCAUUUGGAGAUACCAUACAGUGGCAUAAGAGAAUUGCCCUCAUCAAUUGCGUAUCUUACUGGGCUUAGGGUGUUGCUUGCACAUUAUUCUAAGUUGCAAAAUGUCCCCGACUUAUCCGGAAGCCCAAACAUAGAGUACUUGUGUCUAACAAACUGCACAAGUUUGGUCAAACUUGAUGAUUCAGUUGAGUUGCAAAGGGUGAAGUUUGAUGAAGUUUCAUCCAAGCUGACUCUUAAUCUUUCAGAAUGCAAUUUAUCAGAAAGUGAUUUCCUUGUGCCUCUUUAUUGCUGGUCCGAAUUAAGAGAACUUAAUCUGUCGAGAAACAAUUUUGUUAGCCUUUCGGAUUGUAUUAGCAAAGCUGUCAACUUGAAGACACUUUACUUGUGCGAUUGCAAGAGGCUUCGAGAAAUUCCAGUCCUUCCACCAAAACUAGAAUUUUUAAAUCUGAAUGGUUGCACAUCAUUGGAGAAAAUUCCAAAACUGCCCCUGACGCUUGAGAAGCUUAUAUUGUGUAACUGCUCUGGAUUAAGUGGUGAUGAGGUGGCAAAGUUGGAAAACAACUUGUUGAAUGAGGAAUUUGAUCCGCCCACUCGAUUGAACAUUAUUUACCCAGGCAAUGAAAUUCCAAAGUGGUUCAGCUAUACCUCUAACUAUUCCACAACCAGUCAACAUCUACCAGAAUAUGAAUCUGACAAGGAAUUUCGUUUUGAAAUUCCUCUAAAAUUACAAGUGGGGGAGACGUUAUUAGGAUUGGCUCUAUCUUUUGUUUAUGAACCACCGACUUGUAAAAAGUGGGAAAAUGAUCUUAUUACGUGUAUUAUCAUCGACGGAGAAAGAAGGUUUGAACAUUAUUUAGAGUAUUCUGCGGACAUAAAUGCAACUCAUGUGAGCCUUGCGUUAACGGCGUUAAGGGGUUUACGGGAGCAGGAGCAGCAUGGAGAUAUUUGUCAAGUUGUAUUUCGUUUCUACCAACUGUCUCCCGUUAAAAGCUGCGGCGUGCACUGCCUAUUGCGCAACCAAGACAGUGGAUCCUCAUCUUCGGAGGAUGGGGACAGUGGAUCCUCACCUUCGGAGGAUGAGGAGGAUGAGGAGCAAGAGCAAGAGCAACCGUCCGACUCAAAUGUUCCUUUUGAUAUUGAGGAGGAUGAGGAGCAAGAGUAGCUGUCCGAUUCAGAUAUCCGCAAUUUCCCAUUUUUAUUUUUUUUUGUUUUUAUUUUUUUGGUAAACUUCAAUUUCUGAUUUAUUAGGAGUUUGGGUACGUACAUAUUUGUUUGCACCUUACUAAUCUCUAAAAUUAAGAGACUGUUUGAUGACCAUUUCUGUUUGCAAACCGAAAACCAAUUUGUUCUA
Molecule: messenger RNA, 3598 nt
Organism: Malus domestica (apple)
Lineage: Eukaryota; Viridiplantae; Streptophyta; Magnoliopsida; Rosales; Rosaceae
Source: RefSeq, a predicted model, not a curated record